Molecule: messenger RNA, 952 nt
Organism: Colossoma macropomum (tambaqui)
Lineage: Eukaryota; Metazoa; Chordata; Actinopteri; Characiformes; Serrasalmidae
Product: zinc finger BED domain-containing protein 4-like
Exons: 2
Coding region: 66-722 (218 amino acids)
Source: RefSeq, a predicted model, not a curated record
AUGACAAGAAGAGCAAACGUUGGAAAAAAAUUACCGACGCUAUCGCGUUUUGUUUGGCUAAAGAUAUGAUGCCAGUUCAAACAGUUGAGAAGGAAGGCUUCACACAGCUUAUUAAAAAGGUAGACCGCAGAUAUAGCGUCGCUAAAAGGCAAUAUUUUUCAAGGACAGCACUCCCGGACAUGUAUGAAAAAUGCCGUGAUAAGGUAGCAGCUUCACUGUCUUGUGCAGAGUUCUACGCCUCCACCAUGGACAUAUGGUCAAGCAGAACUACAGAGCCUUAUCUUAGCCUAACAGUGCACUACAUUAACCGCGAAUGGAAGCUGUGCAGCUCCUGUCUUGAGACGAGCUACUUUCCCGAGGACCACACAGGGCAAAAUAUAGCAGAUGGUUUAAAGGAGUUUCUCCAGUCGUGGUGUCUCAAAGAGGAGAAACAAGUGUGUGUGACAACAGACAGCGGGGCAAACGUUGUUAAGGCAAUUGAACUGAAUAACUGGACCAGACUGUCAUGCUUUGGACAUCGUCUCCACAUUGCUUUUGAGAGAACCGUUAAGGACGCCAGGGUUGACAGAGCAGUGGGAGUUUGCAAAAAGAUUGUGAGUGCUUUUUUUCUCACAGUUGGAAGAGGCAAUGGGCUCUUCAAGAUGUUCAGAAAGACAUGGGCCUACCCCAACAUAAACUUGUACCAGAAACUCCCACGAGAUGGGGUUCUAGGCAAAGGAUGAUCCAGCGGCUACUGGAACAAGAAAAGGCCAUCACUCAGGUCUUGACUGCUGACAGGUCAACAAGGCACCUAGUCUUGACAUGGCAAGAUAUAAAGGUUCUUGACUCCGUGAACAAGGCCCUUGGUCCUCUUCUAGAAUUUACAGACGCACUGUCUGCUGAGGACUAUGUCACUGUUUCAUGUUUGAAGCCUGUGCUUCAGUUAUUUAACAGUGACAUUCUACAAGUGAAG